Callorhinchus milii (elephant shark) is the source of this 7300-nucleotide messenger RNA. RefSeq names its product cyclin G associated kinase (gene gak). Gene Ontology annotation, biological process: protein phosphorylation; positive regulation of Notch signaling pathway; regulation of clathrin-dependent endocytosis. The transcript is spliced from 28 exons. Gene Ontology annotation, molecular function: ATP binding; AP-2 adaptor complex binding; protein serine/threonine kinase activity. The record is from RefSeq and is a predicted model, not a curated record. Lineage: Eukaryota; Metazoa; Chordata; Chondrichthyes; Chimaeriformes; Callorhinchidae. The coding region runs from base 7 to 3984 and encodes 1325 amino acids. Gene Ontology annotation, cellular component: cytoplasm.
CACAACAUGUCCAUCUUCCAAUCGGCCUUUGACUUCCUCUCGGGGACUCCGGGCUCCUCGAGCGGUCGCGACCACAACGAAUUCGUGGGACAGACUGUGGAGCUGGGAGAGGCCAGACUGAGAGUCAAGAGGGUCAUCGCCGAGGGUGGAUUUGCCUUUGUCUACGAAGCCCACGACCUUGGCAAUGGAAGAGAGUAUGCAUUAAAGAGACUUCUAUCAAAUGAGGAAGAGAAGAACAGAGCAAUUAUUCAAGAAGUUUGCUUUAUGAAAAAGCUUUCCGGACAUCCCAAUAUUGUGCAGUUCAGCUCUGCAGCUUCUAUAGGGAAAGAAGAGUCGGAUACUGGGCAAGCAGAGUACCUCAUACUCACAGAACUCUGUAAAGGACAAUUGGUCGAGUUUUUGAAGCGAGCUGAAGCAAAAGGAUCUCUCGCGUGCGAUACCGUGCUAAAGAUCUUUUAUCAGUCUUGUCGUGCAGUGCAGCACAUGCACAAACAGAAACCGCCCAUCACUCACCGAGAUCUGAAGGUUGAAAACCUCCUGGUCAGUAACCAAGGCACAAUUAAAUUAUGUGACUUUGGUAGUGCUACCAGUAUAGCACACUACCCUGACUAUAGCUGGUCUGCCCAGAAGAGGGCAAUGGUAGAGGAAGAGAUUACAAGAAAUACUACACCAAUGUAUCGUACACCAGAAAUAAUAGAUCUGUAUUCCAACUAUCCCAUCAAUGAAAAACAAGAUAUCUGGGCUUUGGGCUGCAUCCUUUACCUACUGUGUUUCAAACAGCAUCCAUUUGAAGAUGGUGCUAAACUUGCAAUAGUGAAUGGAAAGUACUCUAUUCCUGAGAAUGAUACCAAAUACACAGUUUUUCAUGAUCUCAUUCGAAAUACGAUGAAGAUCAAUCCGGAGGAGAGAUUGACCAUUACAGAGGUGGUCAAUCAACUUCAGGAGAUAGCUGCAGCUAGGAAUAUCAAUCCAAAGUCUCCAGUCACUGAGCUCCUGGAGCACAAUGGAGGGCUCGGCAACAGUGUCCCAGCCCGGACAACGGCAAGUUCACCGCCACCUUGGAGCAAGCCAGGAGGACCACCGAACAACAUGCAUAAUGCAGCUAAUGAAAAUGAUGUAUCGCCCCCUGGCGGGUUCUUCGAUAUCCUUAAAGGUGGCACAGAGCGAUUCCUAACUAACAUCAAAGAUACGUCUUCGAAAAUGAUUCAGUCUGUUGCCAACUACGCUAAAGGGGAUUUGGAUAUUUCAUACGUUACUUCAAGAAUUGCUGUUAUGUCAUUUCCAGCCGAAGGUGUUGAGUCCGCAAUCAAAAACAACAUUGAGGAUGUUAGGUUGUUCUUAGACUCACACCAUCCAGGUCAUUAUGCAGUUUAUAAUCUCUCACAGCGAACCUACAGGUCCUCCAGGUUCCAUAACCGGGUUUCUGAAUGUGGCUGGCCUGCGAGACGUGCUCCAAGUCUACGAAAUCUGUUCAAUAUUUGCAAGAAUAUGCACUUAUGGUUAAAGCAAGAUCAGAAGAAUAUCUGUGUUGUCCACUGUCUUGAUGGGCGGGCAGCAUCUGCUGUGGUGGUUUGUUCUUUCUUGUGCUUUUGCCGUCUCUUCAGCACUGCGGAGGCUGCAGUUUACAUGUUCAGUAUGAAGCGAUCACCUCCUGGCAUCUGGCCUUCUCACAAAAGGUGUGUGGAGUACAUGUGUGACAUGAUGGCAGAAGAACCAAUUAUCCCCCACAACAAACCCAUCGUCAUCAAGUCCAUUGUGAUGACGCCUGUUCCCUUAUUUAACAAACAGCGGAGUGCUUGCCGCCCCUUCUGUGAAGUGUACAUGGGCGACAGUCGGGUGAUGACCACCUCUCAAGAAUAUGAUAAACUGAGGGAAUUUAAGAUUGAAGAUGGUAAGGCAAUAAUUCCACUUGGUUUAAGUGUCCAGGGUGAUGUCCUCAUUGUAAUCUUUCAUGCCAGAUCAACACUUGGAGGGAGACUGCAGGCAAAGAUGACUUCCAUGAAGAUGUUCCAAAUUCAGUUCCAUACAGGAUUCGUGCCCAGAAAUGCUACCUUGGUGAAAUUUGCAAAGUAUGAUCUUGAUGCAUGUGACAUCCAGGAGAAAUACCCAGAUCUCUUCCAGGUAACUCUGGAAGUAGAGGUGGAACCUCGAGACAAAGUCAGCAGUAAGGUGCCGCCCUGGGAAAACUUUGUGACAAAAGGACUCAAUCCUAAGAUCCUCUUCUCUAGUCGUGAAGAACAGCAAGAGAUGCUGUCUAAAUUUGGAAAACCUGAACUGCCCAGACAGCCAGGUUCAACAGCACAAUAUGAUGCAGAAGAAGCCACACCUGAUCCUGGUGCAGAGAGUAUGGAUGCAGCAGACAAGACGUCACUCCAGAGUGAAAACGUUUUUUUCGAAACGUUAGACUGGCAAGAAGAAAGAGAAGCUGAUUCGAGGACGAAUGAGGAACAAUCUCCGAAUGAGGAUGACCACAGUGGGCUGGUGGAUGAAAGUGGGCCAUCGGAGGAUGAAUUUGCUGUAUUUUCUAGUGCGCGCAGUGCGGCAAAGGUUGAUGAGGAGCCAGAAAGCCCAGCUCAGCUCGAGGAAAAGAAUACUGUCAACUUUUUCUUUGAAGCAGAUUUCGGAGCAGCAUCUGAGCAACCGAUAGAAUCCUCUGAAGUAGACAAUGUGGAUUUGCUUGGACUUGACACUGAUGAGCCAUGUGAGGCUGCCCCUCCGACAAUUGAACUGAAGAGCUCGUCCAGCAAUGCUGACUUGCUGAAUGACUUGUUUGCCGGAAGUACAUCAGAAAUGCCACAGGAUCUCUCGACUGACCUUAUUGGAGGGGAGGAAGAUUUCUUCUUUAGUGGAGCACCCCUACCCUCUGUAGAACCAGUUCCAGUGUCUUCUACAGCACACACUUCAGCUGAUCCCUUUGAUCCGUUUGGUACGGCAUCUCCAACAACAGACCCAAGCCAGUCUGAGACUGAUCUGUUUGGAAACUUCCUUGAUCCCAGCACUACAACUUUACCGUCUACAAAUAAUGUCCCUGCUCCAUCCUCCAGCUCCAGUUUCUUUAAUCUAGGUAACGUGCCACCUGAGUCAUCCAAGGUGUCGUCUUCUGCCAGUCAGCCUGACCUGAUGAGUUCCUGGGACACAUGGGCUUCCAACAACAACACAAUGCCGCCACAGAGCAACAAGCCUUCGUUUGGAGCUACAGCCCAAAGUUCUACAUUUCCUUCAAGUGGACCAGCAACCAGUGCUGCCACCAGUACUUCAUCAGCUACACCCAAGCCUCAGAGCUUUGACCCAUUUGCUGAUCUUGGUAACCUUGGUUCCAAUUUACCAGGCUCUAUGAGUGGGGGAUUCCCAGCUGGCGGAUUCACUCAGAAACCUGCCCAAGCACCUUUGAGCAGCGGGUCAUGGCAAGCAGGCAGACCUCUGGCCAGUAACACUGCAAGGCAGCAAUCAAAACCACAGCAGCCCAAACCCAUGGCCCAGGGCAAACCAAAUUACAAUGUUGCUUUCAGUGUGAUAGGAAGUCGCGAGGAGAGAGGAAUCCGUGGACCUGGAUUUGGGCCAAAGCCAAAGGUUUCAAUGAAUGACUUUCAGGACCUGUUGUCUGACCAGGGGUUUUCCAGUACAAUGGACAAGAAAGGACCGAAGACUAUUGCAGAAAUGCGUAGAGAAGAACUGACUAAGGAGAUGGAUCCCUUGAAACUAAAGAUCUUGGAUUGGAUUGAAGGGAAAGAGAGAAAUAUAAGGGCUUUGCUGUCAACUCUGCACACAGUUCUGUGGGAAGGUGAAACCAAAUGGAAACCUGUUGGCAUGGCAGACAUAGUUCAGCCAGAUCAAGUGAAGAAGUCCUAUAGGAAAGCAGUACUGGUGGUUCAUCCAGACAAGGCAACGGGACAGUCCUAUGAACAACAUGCCAAAAUGAUCUUCAUGGAGUUGAAUGAUGCUUGGUCAGAAUUUGAAAACCAGGGGUCGAAGGCCCUCUUCUGAAAUCCUUGGCCGACAGAUACGAUGAUUGGUGCUCGUUCAAGUGUUCCAUUGCGAAUCUGUUUUUCAUCUUCCUGAAUAACAACUGCAAAACAUUCAGCUGUCUUAAAAACACGACACAGCAUAUCUGUAGUUUUAAAAUGAUAGGAGUUUUCCCCCCUCCCCUUGACUGAUGCCUCUUUCUGCAUUGUUAAGACAAUCGUUUUGUGCUGCAGGGUGAUUGAUGCCUGUGCUUUGAUGCCUGUGUUCGGGGCCACAUUUUUACCAUUAAAAUGAGUACAAAAUGUUUUGCUUUUGAAGACUUAAGGUUUGGUAGCUCAUUCUGCAUUGUGACUGUCAAAAACAUAGUACAUGCUUGUGAGAAGUCUUCAGAGAAAGAAUGAAAGGAUAUGAAGACCAUCUGAACAAUGUGCCAGGAGCUGUAGACUUAAAUUUGGGUAAAGAAAGUGACACGGUCGUCUUUUUCAAGUUUAAGAUGAUGCAUUCCUGUCGGUAUGCCGACCUAUCUUGUGUAGCCUAUGUUCUCUGGUGUAUUUUGCCUGUACCUUUAUCAUGCUGCCUUUUGUCCAUUUUAUUUAAUUUUCCCAUGGCCUACUAAAAAGAUUACCGUAGUGCAAAAAUGUUCAUCUUGUUAGCCUUCUCAGACUAUAAUUUAUAUCUUUCUGACUGUAGAAAUUUCUGUCAAAAAAAACUUAUUUCUUAAAUCUUCAUGUUGGUUUCUUUAAUAAUGUAAAUUUUGCUGUUCCUGAGUGUGUGUAUAUUCAUUGUGAAUCGAGAUGUUGAGACAUUUGUGACUUUCUUUUUGCUGCAGAUUUCAGUGACCAGAGAGCAAAAGUAGACCCUAUUCAGGUGGUUGCAGAAUGCCAGUGCAGUGCUAUGUUUUUAGCAUAUUAUCUGUAUCGGUGACCAAGUGAAACCUCGCUCUAAACUUUCAACAAAAAAUACUUUGUAUUAACUUAGUUAAUUCUCAGUUGUCUUUUUUCAAGUACGAUUGUGGGUCACAAUCAAGCACUUCAGUUAAUUGUACACGUGUACUAUUUUCACACAGAUGAAGUUAGAGAGAUCAAGUACCUGAUUGAGACCCACUUCCUUUUGGUCCGUGGACCCUUUUGUUUCUAUCAUUUAGUCAGGAGUUAACUGAACUGAUUUCUGUUUUGAAGGAAGAAUUUAUUUUGAAAAAUGAAUGCAUAAAAUGGGAGAAUACUUUGAAUUGGAUUAAUUCUGCUGUCACACUGCCUUUCAGUGUAAAAACAGGUUUAGGUUAUAAUCCCAAAUCAAUCUGCAGUAUUUUAUACUGUACAGGUGUACAGUUCAGUGGAUUUAAUGUGUGUGUUGACUUGUGUACUGUGAAAAGUAAUUCUGGUUGUUAGUUGAUUGGUGGAUCGCUUUUCCGGGCGUGAUAAUCCCUUCAAUAAAUAAAUAAAUAAUAAUAAUUUGGUCACUCAAUCCAUGACUGUUUGGGGGACACUGCUGCGGCACUUGGCUGCCGCGUUUCGCCCACAAAAUAUACAGUCAAUUCACUUGACAGUGUAUCCUGCGAAGCGCUUUGAGACGUCUUGAAGACGUGGUAAGGUGCUGUAUCAAAUGCAAAGACUUAUUAUUAUAAUGCAAUAAAAAUCAGCAGUGUCAGAUCGCAGCCUUCCCCAGAGAUGCUGCUGAUUUACAAUUAAAUGGAAGUCAAGUUUGUGAAUCUGAAUCAUCAUAGUUUACAUUUCCAAGAAGAUGGAAUUCUAUUGCCGUAAUAUUAUUCGAAGGACAAGAAUUAUUUUCCUGACUUCUAGCUAAUGAAAAAUGAUUUCUCUCUCUUUCACCAAAUCUCUCUCUCUCCAUCUCUCUGUAUAACAGUCCCUGUCUCACUCUUUCUCUAUAUCUCUCUCUCUCUCUCUCUCUCUCUCCCAGUUUCUCUAUAUACAUCUCUGUCUCUCUCCCUCUCAGUCUCGCUCUCUCCCUCUAUCAAACCCAGUUUCCUCUCACUUGCGAGGCGAGUGGUCUCACCACUACGUUACAGGAAUCCACAAAUGACAUGACAAACACGACUAAAUAUUUUGUAAUCCAAAUGUCUGGUAUGUGGUUGUAUAUUGCUUCCUGCUAGCCAUCAGCAUUUUUUAAAACAUCCUUUUCUUCUGUUAACUGUGCUUUUCUGCCUCUGGUGUCAUCCAUCAGUCAAGAGAGUGGAAUCCAAUAGGUCAUAUUUCUGCACAGAUGUUAUCGUUACUGCACCGUUCAUAGGUUAGGUCGUCUGGGUGACUUGUCUUUUUGAGUAUAGUUCCACGCGGUGUUUGUUCAGCAGUCUGGCAACACUGUCCCACAGAGGCUCUGACUUUCAAGCUCUCAUCCUAGAUUUAUCUAGAGGAAAUGAGCUAUAGACAGAGUUGAAAGACAUAUCAAAGCAGAGCUUUGGAUGCUGUAAACACUGAUAAUUUAUACUGUGCUGUUCAGUCCAUUAGAAGAAACGAUGCAUUCCGAGUGAGAAUAUUUUUGUCUUAAAUUGUUACAAGCAGAUCAUUUCCAUGUAACUGCUUGAAAAUUACGAAGAACAAAGAUGAUGACUAUGUGGCUACUGACUUGGUUUCCCAACCGAGCUGUAUUUGUGUGGUUUAUGCAUUCACUGUUGAAUUUGAAGCAAGUACUCUGACCACAUCCUUGGUAUUUAUUUGACAGGCUAGCACUAAAAUGCUUGCUGGGAGAGUACGCGAAGACAGAGGAUCUCAAUUUUUGUGUAUUUGUAUAUGUUGGCGGGUAAUUGUUCAAUGAAGGAUGCAUUCUGUAUUUUUUUCCCCAGGACUUGUAGUUUAAAUAGCGAGCAUUGUAUAGUAGGAACUUUUGUAUCAGUACAUGGGACACUCCUAAAUGAGAGCCAUACCUAUGGCAAGUGAUAAAUGGGGCAUUGUAGUCAUUCAUGGCAAUAGCAGAAGUUCCAAGUGAAAAAUAAGGUAUGUUUGCACUUCUGUUUACUUUAACUUAUGGAAAAUAAUGAUUUGGUAUGCACAAUUAUUUUAAAUCUAAUAUAGGCAUCUUAAUCUGUGUGAUUCUUCUGGGAUAUAUUGAAGGGACUUGGAGAAAAUGGUCUUAUUUUGGCCAACUAUCAGAAAAUGUUAUAAAAAGUUUCUUUUUUUAAUAUGGAAAUAUUGUAAUAUCUGGAUUGUAUAACAACUUAUAUGUAUAUAGAGCAAGCUAUUCAAACCUCAGACAAUGUAAACUGGGAUUGAUGUAAUAAACCCGUUAAGAGACUUCAAAUCAAUCAUGUAAUGCUCUUUCUUGAAAUAAGUGUCUUAUCUGUGAACUGCAUUUAUCGCUAAUAAAAGCAAAACUUGAUUCA